GUACCUUCCCCGAACGAGAGGCGCGCCGAAGUGUUCAUUAUGGACUGGGCUACUCUAGCCUCCUAUUACGUCUCACUGAACUUUGUGGUCACUCCCACAAACGAAUUCGUGUUUUCUUACUAACUUCCCAGCAGUUUUCAUACCAAACGUUACACAUCGUAGAAGUGGAAAAUACAGUCAAAUCUGAUUGAAGAGUUCAUAACUUUUUGAACCAUAUCUUUCUGUGCGCUUGUUCUACAUUCCAACUGCGAGUGAAAGUUACGCAAGACCCAACAUGGACGAGGCAGAGAAGUACCAGCAGAGAGUGCAGGCUAUAGAGGACAAGCGACGUAAGCAGCAGGACGACGAGAAAGCAAGGAGGGAGAUGGAGGAGGAGUGGCUGACGCAGGCCCAGCGCAAGGUCUGUCUGUCUGUCCUUCCCUGUUGUCCUGUUGCAGGGAGCCACAUGGCUGGCAGCUGGUUCACAUGCCCAGGGUGGAGCCCUCCUGUGUGAUGAUAAACUCAAUUAGCUCCAUAACACCAGACAACAUCCCCAACACCAUGAGGUGUCCUGAGGCAUUCUCUAUUCCUCUGUAUAAGAGUCUUUUUCUUCCUCCUUCCUGUUCACCUCUCUUCUGCUCAUCAUCUUACCAUGAUCUCUGCUACCAUGACCUCUGUAACGGAGAGAUAAAUCACAUGAAAGAGAGGAACUGAAAGGAUGAGGUGGUUGUAGAGAAAGAGGGAGGGAGUGAGUCAGAGUGAGAGUGAGAGAGAGCUGUGCAUUGUGUUGAUCUUUGUCAGUAACUCUUUCCUCCACUGGGACCACCAGCACUGAUCCCUGUUGGACCCCAUUAACUCCUUCACGUCAGAUCAGGGGUGGAGUGGCUAGAACCGCUCCAUCAACACAUAUCACUCAGGCAGCCGCCCACACAAAUAGUCUACUCUACAUUACUGGGUUUGCCUGAGGAUGUGUGCUGUGCUGGCGGCACCAGCCUUACACAUGGCAGAGGAAAGAGAGUUGUCUGAAGCCACAGGGCUUCCUUCUUCCUCAGUGUGAAGUGUGAGAACAGUCUCUUGUUCGCAGUCAGCCCAGAAGUUAGAGCAUCUCUGUAAGCACAGCUCACUUCCCCUCCUGUCUUACAUUUCUUUUCUGACUCUGAGCACAGUAAGAGACUGGUCCACAUGGAGUGGUCACAUACUUUCCAUCCAAAAGGUUGUCUUGGCAAAUAGUUGUGAACAAGGCCAACUUAAUGUCACCACCACUCCAAUAUAAUGUUGUGUCAUUGUCACCACUGUCUGUCUGUUGUUGUGGAUUGGCUUCCUCUCACACUCCCCACAUCGUCGUAUUGAUGAGGCUUGGAGCCAGGUAGGACUAUGUUCACCCCUCGGCUUGGUGUUGUCAUACCUGAGUUAGAAUGAAAGGAGGACCCCUCCUUUACUGUACCUCUGGGCUCUGGAAGGUUUCUGCUUCAAAGGUUAAAAGGGAACUAACUGAGUCGUAGCAAAUGUAGGUUGGUCCAUUUACAAACACUCUCUAAAUUAACAUGGUCAGGUUUAUUAUUGUCAGUCUCAAUCAAACCCCUUGUGAUCAAGCCUACACCCGGGUUUGGGGACAGUUUGGGGGCAGUUUCUCCCUCACAGACAGAUAACACCAGGCUCUUGGCCUCACUCAUCCUGCUGGAGAUCCAAAAUGGCAGCCAGAGCUCUGUGUCUAGGGGCUGUUUGUUUUGGUUACUGCAUGCUGGAUAACUGUUUCAGUAUUCAUAGAGACAGAAGGCUUUUGUUUUUGUUAGCUUCUUUUGCUAUGGGGAAUUUGAGAGAAUAGGCUUGUUUUGGAAGGAUGAGCUGGCAGUUGGGGGAGCUGCAUGCUGAGAGAGAAGGCUCAGAGCAUAGGCUGUUUCAUGCAUAUGCUAACUGCACAGGACAUAGCAGACCCUAGUCAUAGUCACCAACCCUCUUUCUCUCUCCAUCCCUCUCUCUCUCUCUCUCUCUCUCCCUCCAUCCCUCUCUCUCUCUCUCCAAAUCUCUCCUCACAGCGGAAGUCCUUGAGGGACCAGUGGCUGAGCGAGAACCCCCAGCCUGUCCCUGGGCGCAGUGCUGAGAACUACACAGAGGAGUUGCCAACUGAAGAGGAUAUAGUGGAGGUCAUUGAAUCAACAAGCUACACAGUCACCAAUGCCCAGAACCACAGCCAGGCUGACAUUGAAGAGGGUGGGAUACAAGACAUCAUCAGAGCUGCUGGGGGUCAGCUCCCUGGGCCAGUAAUGGAGACGCUUCUCCAUGAGAAUGGACUGGAAGGUCGAUCAGUGCUGGGGAUGGUUACAGUGCAGGUGGAGAGGGAUUCAAAGACAGGGGUCACCAAGAUCAGGUCUGUGGUGCCCGUGUCUGGAGCACCCAGGGCCUUGGGGGAGACGGUGUUCAAUGACAGCAGGAAGAGUGUCCACCACGUCGGUGGGGCAGAGGGGCAGCCUUCUGCUGAGGAGCUGGGACAGCUCCUUAGUGUCAUCAACGAUGUCGGGAUGCAAGUGCUGCUGGAUGAGAUCCCAGUUGUACCACAACAGAAGGCAGAGGAGAAGAUAGAGGUUGGUGGUGGGAUGGAGGAGGAGGUGGACAAUGUGGAGGACCCUGCCGCACCUACAUCCCUGGGCUACACUGAGGAAGAGGUUGAGGUUGUGGGGUAUGAGGAUGAUGAGAUGGACGAGGAGAUAGAAAUAGGAGUGGUGGAAAUUGUGGAGGGGCCUAUCCGACCGACCGACCUGGGCUACACUGAGGAAAAGGUUGAGGAUCUGGGCUAUGAGGAUGAUGAGAUGGACAGGGAGACAGGAGUAGGUCAGGUAGACCUUGUGGAGGGCACUGUCACACUGACCUUCCUGGGCUACACUGAGGUAAAGUCAGAGAGCGAGGGUCUGGGCCAUGAGAAUGAUAGAGAGUUGGUGGAGGUGGAGAGGGUGAUCAUUUCUGACGCAGGUGAGGAGGAGAUUGUUCUUCAGUCUCCGGUUCUUGGGUCUGAGACUGAACCCUUCCUGGGCUACACUGAGCAAGAGGUUGAGGCUGUGGUGCAUGAGGAUGAUGAGGAGGACGUGAGUGGAUUGGUUGUCUUUGUGGAGGGCCCUGUCCCACCUGUCAUCCUGGGCUACACUCAGGAAGAGGUUGAGGAUCUGGGACAUGAGGAUGAUCCCCCCAGACCAACCCCACGCUACAGAGCCGAGGAAACAUUAAAGAGGUCAUCCAAACACAAUACCAAGUGCUGCUCUAUCAUGUGAUUCUGCACAUGAUAGAGCAUCACCCCCCCAUUCCUCUAAGCUGUGCCACUCAUGAUGAAUGGUCUGUAUGUGUGGCCUAAAUCUACAACAUUGUCUAAAUUGCACAGGAUGUGCUCCAGAGAAGCGUGUCUUUGCUCCUCAUCUAAAAUGUCACUGGUAUCCUCUGAGACUACAGUCCCACAUGGCUUGUGUCAAGGAGUGUUUACUGUUAUCCUCCUCUCAUCAAACAGCUCUGUGAACAGACUCCAGUGUGACUGUUACAAAGCCCUUCUGCCUCCUGCUGGACACAGUUCAGUAAUGCGACUAGGUUUUACUGCCAGAAUCCCAGCAGCACUCAUCUCACACUCCUCUGGAUUGGUUGUGUCAGCCCAAAAAACGUACUCCGCAUUAUGUCCUCUAGGAAUGAACCAAAGAUGAAGAAUACAACAACCACUGAUCUGUUUCUUUUUGGAAAUAGAUUUUUAAAUAUUCAUCUCAGAAAUGCCCGAUGUGCCUAUUUCAAUGGCAACUAACCCUUUUGUUCUCUACUUUUAGAGUGUCCGCAUCAGUAAUACAAAUGUUAUGGUUAUGAAUAUGAUAUUGUAUUCCGUCACUGACCAAAACAGUCUGUUAAAGAAGGGUUGGUUGCCAUUACAUCUAUUCAGUGCGAUUUGUAUGUGUAAGUGUGUUUGGUAGUUGAAUUUUGAUUUAGCCAUGUCUGUUAAUUAAUGAAGGUGGAUUAAAAGAAAACUGGAAUGUGUGUGAUUAUCAAAACACAAUAUAUUUCAUAUUCUUAAAAAUGUUGUUAGUCUCGGUCUCUCCUUUUGAUCAGCAGUAGCAACGUUCCUGUCAGGACGUUCAUGUAUAGGACUCUUUAUUGCAACUGAGCUGUGACAUACCAUUAAAGACACGCUACGGAA
Molecule: messenger RNA, 4141 nt
Organism: Oncorhynchus kisutch (coho salmon)
Lineage: Eukaryota; Metazoa; Chordata; Actinopteri; Salmoniformes; Salmonidae
Product: paralemmin-1-like
Exons: 7
Coding region: 1845-3242 (465 amino acids)
Cellular component (GO): cytoplasm
Source: RefSeq, a predicted model, not a curated record